UUUUCUUUGUAAACUACCUGAAAAGUAUAAAUUAUGGCUGAUCAACUCACAGAAGAGCAAAUUGCUGAAUUCAAGGAAGCGUUCUCCCUUUUCGACAAGGACGGCGAUGGUACAAUCACCACCAAGGAGCUGGGAACCGUUAUGAGGUCUUUGGGACAAAACCCAACUGAAGCUGAGCUUCAGGACAUGAUCAAUGAAGUUGAUGCUGACGGCAACGGAACCAUCGAUUUUCCCGAGUUUUUGACAAUGAUGGCCCGAAAAAUGAAGGACACCGAUAGUGAAGAAGAAAUUAGAGAAGCAUUUAGGGUUUUCGAUAAGGACGGCAAUGGCUUCAUCUCAGCCGCUGAGCUGCGUCAUGUUAUGACCAAUCUUGGUGAAAAGCUAACGGACGAAGAAGUUGAUGAAAUGAUCAGAGAAGCUGAUGUUGACGGAGAUGGCCAAGUCAACUAUGAAGAGUUUGUGAACAUGAUGACAAACAAGUGAAUGGGGUGUAUCCAAGUUCUUUGCUGCAUUCUAAGUCUCACGUGUUACAAGAAAAACAAUUUAAACAAUUAUCAAUCAUUCCAUAGGCUGAUUAAUUUACAAAUACUUUAAAUAUCUCUGCUACAGCAUUGUCCAUGACGAAUCUGCGCAAUUCGUGUUAAAUAUAUAUCCAUUUGUACAACAACCCGAAUAUAUCAUCCAGUUGUUACACUCUUUUUACAAAGUUUUAUUAAUUCAAUGUUGGUGCAUUUUAACCCUUAAAUAAUUUCCCAAAUACAAACUUGUUGGUAUUACAUACAAAAAA
Messenger RNA from Ciona intestinalis (vase tunicate), 787 nucleotides. Lineage: Eukaryota; Metazoa; Chordata; Ascidiacea; Phlebobranchia; Cionidae. The record is from RefSeq.